CAGGAAGUGGGCCCAGUCCCUUGGGCCUCUGGAGACUUGGGUGUUAUCACAGAGUGGCAGAGGGCCACUGGUGGGCACCAUGUCGCUGGCCUCCGCGUACCAGCACAAACUGGCAGAGAAACUGACCAUCCUGAAUGACCGGGGUCGGGGAGUCCUCAUCCGGAUAUACAACAUCAAAAAGACAUGCUCAGACCCCAAAGGGAAGCCGCCCUUCUUCUUGGAGAAAUCCAUGGAGUCGUCGCUCAAAUACAUCAACAAGAAGUUUCCCACCAUCGAUGUCAGAGGCAGCACGCAACACUUGGGCCCUGUGCACCGGGAGAAAGCAGAGAUCAUCAAAUACCUCACUAACUACUACCAGUCAUUUGUGGACGUUAUGGAGUUCCGGGACCACGUAUAUGAGCUUCUCAACACCAUUGACGCCUGCCAGUGUCACUUUGACAUCAACCUUAACUUCGACUUGACUCGGAGUUACCUGGACCUGAUUGUGACCUACACCUCCGUGAUCCUGCUGCUGUCGCGAAUCGACGACCGCCGUAUCCUCAUUGGAGCCUACAACUGUGCCCUUGAGAUGCUGCAGGGGCACAGUGACCCCAGCUUUGCCCGUCUGGGCCAGAUGAUCCUGGAAUAUGAUCACCCACUGAAGAAGCUGACAGAGGAAUUUGGACCCCACACUAAAGCUGUGAGCAGCGCUCUCCUCUCCCUGCACUUCCUGUUCGUCCGCAGGAACCAGGGGGCAGAGCAGUGGCGCAGUGCCCAGCUCCUGAGCCUCAUCAGUGCCCCACCGACUAUGAUCAACCCUGAAAACUCAGAUACGAUAGCCUGUGAGUACCUAUCCGUGGAGGUGAUGGAGCGCUGGAUCAUCAUCGGGUUCCUCCUGUGCCAUGGCUGCCUCAACUCGAACCCACAGUGCCAGGAGUUGUGGAAGCUGGGGCUGCAGGGAUCACUGUUCAUCACCCUCAUCCGUGAAGACGGGCUGCAAGUGCACAAGGUCAUGGAGGAGCUGUUCAGCGGCCUGAAAGGGUAUGGGAAGCGGGUGUCGGAUAUAAAGGAAUGCAAGGAGCAGGCAACCAUCAACAGCGGCCAGUUUCACCGGCAACGGCGGAACUUCCUGCGCAGUGCCGUCAAGGAGCUGGAGAUGGUGUUCACCGACGAGCCUGGACUCUUGGGUCCUAAGGCCCUCUUUGCCUUCCUGGCUCUGUCCUUCAUCCGCGAUGAAGUCAACUGGCUGGUCCGCCACGCUGAGAACGUCACCAAAACCAAGACACCGGAGGAUUUCGUGGAUCCGCACAUAGCGGAGCUGUUGUUGUUACUGGAGGAGAUAAGGAGCCUUGUCCGGAGAUACGCUAACGUGAUCCAGCGUUACCACCUUCAGUACCUGUCCAGGUUCGAUGCCCUUGUGCUUAGUGACAUCAUCCAGAACCUGACCGUGUGCCCCGAGGAGGAAUCAGUCAUCAUGUCGUCAUUCGUCAGCACUUUGUCCUCACUGAACCCCAAGCAGAUCGAGGCUGGGGAGAAGUUUGAUUUCUCAGGGCUGAGGCUGGACUGGUUCCGGCUACAGGCAUAUACCAGUGUGGCCAAGGCACCGCUGCACCUCCAUGAGAACCCUGACUUGGCCAAAAUCAUGAACCUCAUCGUGUUCCACUCCCGCAUGCUGGACUCGGUGGAGGAGAUCCUGGUGGAGACAUCUGACCUGUCCACCUUCUGCUUUCACCCCCGCGUCUUGGAGAAGAUGUUUGCGCUGACACUGGAGGAGCCCUCCAUGCUGUGCCGGGUCAUCGCCUUCCCCCUGAUCUGCUCCCACUUUGCUAACUGCUCCCACGACAUGUGUCCGGAGGAGUACCCCCACCUGAGGAACCAUGCCCUCCACUUCUGUAACUCCUUCCUGGAGGAGCUGGCAAAGCUGACCAGCGACUGUGUCUUGGAGAUCUGUGCAGAGCAACGCAAACUCAGUGAGCAGCUGCUGCCCAAACACUGUGCUACCACCAUCAGUAAGGCCAAGAACAAGAAGGCGAGCAAACAGAAGCAGAUGCCAAAGAAGGGGGAGCCUGAGAGGGACAAGCCUGGGGCUGAGAGCCACAGGAAGAACCGAAGCAUCGUCACCACGAUGGACAAACUGCACCAGACUCUGACGGAGUUGUCCCAGUCCAUGAACCACGCCACCAGCUUCACCGUGUUUGAGCACACGAUCUACCCGUCAGAGUACCUGAGCAGUCACCUGGAGAGCCGGCUCAACAGGGCCAUCGUGUGGCUGGCCGGCUACAAUGCCACCACCCAGGAGAUCGCGCGGCCCUCGGAGGUGCUGGCCGGAGUCAAGGCCUACGUGGGCUUCAUCCAGUCUCUGGCCCAGUUCCUGGGGGCGGACGCCACCCGGGUCAUCCGCAGUGCCCUCCUGCAGCAGACCCAGCCGCUGGACUCGGCCGGCGAGCAGACCAUCACCACGCUCUACACCAACUGGUACCUGGAGAGCUUGCUGAGACAGGCGAGCGGCGGGACCAUCAUCCUCUCCCCGGCUAUUCAGGCCUUCAUGAGCAUCCCUCCGCGUGAGGGCGAGUCCACCUUCAGCGCCGAGGAGUUCUCCGACGUCUCCGAGAUGCGGGCCCUGGCUGAGCUCCUGGGUCCCUAUGGCAUGAAGUUCCUCAGUGAAAACCUGAUGUGGCACGUCACCUCACAGAUCGUGGAGCUGAAGAAGUUGGUGGUGGAGAACAUGGAUGUGCUCGUCCAGAUCCGGUCCAACUUCAGCAAGCCAGAGCUGAUGUCCUCUCUGCUGCCCCGCCUCAAUGCGGCAGAGAACGUGCUGAAACGUAUGACCAUCAUCGGAGUCAUCCUCACCUUCCGCUCCAUGGCCCAGGAGGGGUUGCGGGAGGUGUUUUCAUCUCAUUGCCCCUUCCUCAUGGGCCCCAUUGAGUGUCUGAAGGAGUUUGUCACCCCAGACACCGACAUCAAGGUGACCCUGAGCAUCUUCGAGCUGGCGGCAGCGGCGGGUGUGGGCUGCGACAUUGACCCAGCCCUGGUGGCCGCCAUAGCCAACCUGAAGGCAGAUGGCUCCUCCCCCGAGGAAGAGUACAAAGUGGCCUGCCUCCUUCUCAUCUUCAUCGCAGUCUCCAUCCCAUUCCUGGCAACCGACCCCUCCUCCUUCUUCAACAUCGAAACUGACGGCUUCAGCAACAACAUCCACUGCCUGACCAAGGCCAUCAUCCAGGUGGCUGCCGCCCUCUUCACUCUCCACAACAAGAAUAUCGAGACCCACCUCAAGGAGUUCCUGGUGGUGGCGUCCAUCAGCCUCCUGCAGCUGGGCCAGGAGACGGACAAGCUGAAAUCGAGGAACCGAGAGUCCAUCUCCCUGCUCAUGCGCCUGGUGGUGGAAGAAUCCCCAUUCCUCACCCUGGACAUGCUGGAGUCCUGCUUCCCCUACGUCCUGCUGCGCAAUGCCUACCGAGAGGUCUCCCGGGUCUACCAACUGAGCCGUGUGCCUGCUGCCCACUGAGAGGCCCAUGGUGCCCAUGUCUGCCUGGGGCCCUGCCGAAGGCCAGGAGCCCCCUCCUCCCUCCUCCUCCUCCUCCUCUAUCCUCCCCAGUCUCCUGCUGUGCCCCCACUGUGCCCCUGCUGCUGGGGCCAGGAGAGACAGCCAGGCUUUUCCCCGGGCAUGACCUGACAGCCCGGGGAGGAGCCGGGGAAGAGGGGGCCGAGGGGGCUGGAGGACCAGUUGGACCAAGAUUACAUUUUGGGUCACGGGGGCUAAAAAGAGGGCUGGGAUUUUAGCCAUGGGACUGGGGGUUGGACUGGGGAGGAAAAGAUUUCAAAAAGCGACAGGCUGGAAAGCUGACAUCUUUCCAGACCUGAUUGUAAAUGCUCUGGUCUCAUCAGAGGCCCAGAAUGGGUAAGUCUUGGGAGUCCCACUCAGAAAACUGUAGGGGUCUCUCCCUUUGCCCCUGUUCUGGAAGGCUGGGAGCGUCAGGGGGAGAGGAGAUGGGGGUGGGAACCACUUAGAAAGCAGGCUAGGAAAGAAAGGAAGGGGGAUUAUGGGGAUGCCAGGUGCCCAAAUAGCAAAGUUGGCAUUAAAGGAAUAUCACCUUGUUAUAUUAUUAUAUUGUAUUCUCCCAAACUCUUAGUACAAUGCUCUGCA
Messenger RNA from Ornithorhynchus anatinus (platypus), 4123 nucleotides. RefSeq names its product NCK associated protein 1 like (gene NCKAP1L). Gene Ontology annotation, cellular component: SCAR complex. The transcript has 31 exons. Gene Ontology annotation, biological process: cell migration; cell projection assembly; cortical actin cytoskeleton organization. The coding region runs from base 80 to 3484 and encodes 1134 amino acids. NCBI's taxonomy places the organism in Eukaryota, Metazoa, Chordata, Mammalia, Monotremata, Ornithorhynchidae. The record is from RefSeq and is a predicted model, not a curated record.